This is a messenger RNA of Ailuropoda melanoleuca (giant panda), 3412 nucleotides long. It is a transcript of the gene TTLL13, whose product is annotated as tubulin tyrosine ligase like 13. The coding region runs from base 289 to 2775 and encodes 828 amino acids. Lineage: Eukaryota; Metazoa; Chordata; Mammalia; Carnivora; Ursidae. Gene Ontology annotation, molecular function: tubulin binding; tubulin-glutamic acid ligase activity. Gene Ontology annotation, cellular component: ciliary basal body. The record is from RefSeq and is a predicted model, not a curated record. Gene Ontology annotation, biological process: microtubule cytoskeleton organization; protein polyglutamylation. The transcript is spliced from 15 exons.
CGACGGCGGCGGCUGCGGGUGCUGGCCUGCUCAAGGAAGGGCCGCCGCCGGGAUCUCCGAGCUAGGAGCGAACCCCGGAAGGGGGGGGGAGCGGGCUCCCCCUCGCGAUCGGCGGGGACAGCCAGUCCUGUGGAACAAGGAAGUGGUCCCGGAGGCCCAGCGACGCCCGGGAAGGAGCAGGAGCCGGGCGAAGGGCGGACAUGAGCGACCAGCUGAGUCCAGCCUCGGACCGCUAGGGGCGGACCCAGCAGCCCCUCCCCUUUCCUCGAAAUCUCGGAACCUAAGAGGAUGGAGCCAAACACCUGUAAGACCAGCGAAUCGGAGGAAGACUACGUUGAGGAAGAGGGAUCCGAGGAGGAAUGUGUUCAAGGGGAAACUACCAUCCCUUCUGACUCUUCUCAGCAGGAACUCUCAAAGGCUGACUGUAAAGAAUUUGGGGAUGGAGUUCCCUUAUCUAUUGUAGCCAAGAAAAUUCCAAAGAAAAUCAUAGCUCCAACUGACUCAGAUGACUUAGAAGUUGGGAGGAGAAAGAGAAGGCGGAAACGCAGACCCCUGGCCAUCAACCUGACCAACUGCAAGUAUGAGAGCGUGCGUCGGGCAGCCCAAAUGUGUGGCCUGAAGGAGGUGGGGGAGGACGAAGAGUGGACUGUGUACUGGACAGACUGCUCUGUCUCCCUGGAACGAGUCACGGACAUGAAGAGGUUUCAGAAAAUCAAUCACUUCCCGGGCAUGACGGAAAUCUGCCGCAAAGACCUGCUGGCUCGGAACCUCAACCGCAUGCAGAAACUCUAUCCCGCCGAGUACAACAUCUUCCCCCGCACCUGGUGCCUCCCUGCAGACUUUGGGGACUUCCAGUCCUAUGGUCAUCAGCGAAAAACCCGCACUUACAUCUGCAAGCCGGAUAGUGGCUGCCAGGGACGAGGCAUCUUCAUCACCCGAAAUCCCCGGGAGAUCAAGCCAGGAGAGCAUAUGAUCUGCCAGCAAUACAUCUCCAAGCCCUUCCUCAUUGACGGCUUCAAGUUUGAUAUGCGAAUCUAUGUCCUGAUCACGUCCUGUGACCCUCUUCGGAUCUUCAUGUAUGAGGAGGGCCUGGCUCGCUUUGCCACUAUGCCCUACGUGGAGCCCAGCCACACCAACCUGGAUGACGUCUGCAUGCAUCUGACCAACUAUGCUAUCAACAAACACAAUGAGAAUUUUGUCCGAGAUGAUGCUGUGGGCAGUAAGAGGAAGCUGUCGACACUCAAUUCCUGGCUGCGAGAACACGGCUACGACCCCCGAGAGCUGUGGGGGGACAUUGAGGACAUCAUCAUCAAAACCAUCAUCUCAGCCCAUUCUGUUCUUCGCCACAACUACCGAUCCUGUUUUCCCCAAUAUCUGCGUGGAGGUACAUGUGCCUGUUUUGAGAUCCUUGGUUUUGACAUCUUGCUGGACCACAACCUGAAGCCCUGGCUGCUGGAGGUAAACCACUCUCCAAGCUUCACCACCGACUCCUGCCUUGAUCGAGAAGUGAAGGAUGCACUUCUCUGUGAUACCAUGACCCUUGUCAACCUCCGUGGCUGUGACAAAAGGAAGGUGAUGGAGGAGGACAAGCGACGAGUCAAGGAGCGGCUUUUCCAGUGCCACCAGCAGCCACGGGAAGCCAGGUGCUGCAGGCGAGAACAAAUUGAGUCGUCCCACGCAGCAAUACUGGACCAGGAGCGCUAUGAGGAUUCCCACCUUGGGGGAUACCGGCGGAUCUACCCUAGGCCCGACACGGAGAAGUACGCACCUUUCUUUAAGCACAAUGGCUCCCUCUUCCAAGAGACUGCUGCUUCCAAGGCCAGAGAGGAGUGUGCCAGGCAGCAACUGGAAGAGAUCCGCCUUAAGCAGGAACAGCAGGAGACCUCAGGCAGUAAGAGGCGAAAGGGAAACAGGGACCAGAACCAGGGUGAAUCAGCAGGAGAGAAGAGCCGAUCCAGGGCCAGGCUCCGGGGACUUUCCACCCGCUUGGUUUAUAGGAACCGGACCCGGGAGAAAGAGCUGCUACCAGUACACCUGGACACCAUGCAUCCUCAAGAAAUUGUGGAAGAGGAGGAGCUGGAGCGAAUGAAGGCCCUGCUACAAAGGGAGAAUCUCAUCCGAAGCCUGGGUAUUGUAGAGCAGCUCACGCGCAUGCUGCACCCCAGCCACCAGGGCCAGAAAAAACUUCAUGAGUAUCGGCCUAGAUUUCACCAGGACGGGCUGGGCAGUCAAGAACUGCCAUCUGUGAGUCUGGUCCCAUUGGUCCUCCUGAGAGGGGCUGCCAAAAAGCAGGGCCCUCCUCAUUUCCUGCAUCCAGUUCGGGCCCACGAGUUGAUCCCCAGGAUCUUAGGGCCACUGCCAACCAUGAAUGCUGCAAUUCCACAUCAUUCCUGGUGCCACCUACAGCCAAAAAACUUCAACUGGAUAGGAGAUCCAGCAGCCAUCGGCCCCUGUUCACUGUCAAUGAAGACAUCUGGAAGGCGCUAUUUUUCCAGUGCCAGAGUCAGGCUCACUAGCCAAGGCCAAGCCAGCAGAAGGCUAGAAGCCAUAAACAGAGCCCUGGCAGGAUCAGUGCCAUCCUCUUUAACCCCAAAGCAGGGCUAUCUUCUGCAACCAGAAAAAGUGGCAAGUGGCUCAUGGACUGAUUGCGCCUUGCCCUCCGCGGCAGACUCUGAACACAGAGCACCCAAGACCCAGGAUCUCACUCUCUGCCCUGCCUCUGCACCCCUGAUGCUGCGAACCACCGCCCUCCUUGACAUCAGCCACCACAGGUAAAUGCAGAAUGGAAGCCCAGCGCUCAACCUCUCCUGGAGAGCCCCCUCAGGUUUCCAAAGGGGCAGAGGGCCUUCAAUCGUUGCUAAAUGAAAGACUGCCACCAAGCUUCAGUUGGAAAAGGCCUGGCCAGGAACCCUGUUUGCACAAGGCAAAACACGCAGACGCCAAGAAUUCCUCAAUACCCUAAGACUAUUUUCAGAUCCGUAAAGACUAAAAGAUGAAGAGGAGCCCAGGUCGGCCAUGCCCUCAUCCUCGGCCUCCAAACCUUAGCCUGGAUUUAUUGCUAGGUGAUGGGUCUGAACCCCGAGUGCGGGGAGGUCAUGCAGGCGAAAAGGAGACCCCUUCCCAGAGGAGCGAGGGUUCAAGGCGAGAGGCUGUCGCCACCAAAGGACCGCCGAGGGGACGCCCUUUCCGCCGCCGUGGCGGAGACAGGCCGGCCUGGGCAGCCGUUGGGGCGCAGGGGCGGCUUUUGGCAAAUGAAUCCGUCUUUUUAUUAAAGUUUAUGGCGUUUUGCAGGAGCGUCCUCUACCUCAUUCCGGCCCUUGCUUUUCAAGCUCAAUACUCUCCACAUUCACAACCAGAAGUGUAGACCGCGCACGGGUUCAAGCCCAAAUACCCUGCCCUCGGCCGGAAGCCG